AUGGCCACCGAUCAGAUUCAGUAUCCUGCCGGUAACGUGACAUGGCAGGUGCUCAACCAUGCCAAUGUGCACGACUACGCCGUCGGAGCUUAUAAUUGCUACAAUACCGAUGGCGUCAUGGCGGUAAUUCGUGCAGCGGAGCAGAAGCGCUCGGCAGCAAUCAUUCAGCUCUUCCCCUGGACAAUGCAUUUCCAAGGCCCUGAAUUCAUCCGAUAUGUCGUCAAUGCUGCACAUGCUACGACGGUCCCAAUAGCAGUUCACCUGGACCACUGCAUCAAGCCCGAGGACGUGGAACUGGCCUUGACGCUGCCCUUUGAUUCAAUUAUGGUGGAUGCAUCUACAGAAGACGAAGAAGAGAACAUUCGCCGUGUGAAGGCUGUUGUAGAACGGGCGAGAGCUCUCAAUAUCACUAUUGAAGCGGAGAUGGGCCGUAUCGAGGGUGGUGAGGAUGGUCUGCCCUCGGUGGACAUGGAAUCUGUGAUGACCCGCCCCGAAGAGGCUGAGACUUUUGUUCGCGAGACGGGAAUUCAGUUCCUGGCUCCCUCCUUUGGAAAUAUCCAUGGCGGUUAUCCGGAAGGCGGUGCAGAGAAGUCUUGGGACCUACCUCGCCUCGAAGCCAUCGGCAAAUUGGUCUCCCAUAACACCCCACUGGCUCUUCAUGGAACCCAUCCUGUUUCCGAUGAGCUGUUCCAGAAGACUAUCCCACUCGGCGUCCGUAAAAUUAACCUCAACCGUACCGUCCGGGAUGAUUACACCGAGUUCGUUGCCAAGAACGCCGGCUCCCUGGAGCUGACUGUUCUUUCAGUGCAGGGCGUCGAUAUUUACACCAAGUCCGUUGAGAGGAUGAUGGAUGUUCUGGGGUCAUCUGGACGUUAUUAG
Messenger RNA from Penicillium brasilianum, 879 nucleotides. NCBI's taxonomy places the organism in Eukaryota, Fungi, Ascomycota, Eurotiomycetes, Eurotiales, Aspergillaceae. The record is from the annotation of a GenBank genome assembly.